Sesamum indicum (sesame) is the source of this 563-nucleotide messenger RNA. RefSeq names its product StAR lipid transfer-like protein. The record is from RefSeq and is a predicted model, not a curated record. NCBI's taxonomy places the organism in Eukaryota, Viridiplantae, Streptophyta, Magnoliopsida, Lamiales, Pedaliaceae.
AUCUUCAGGCGAGCGAUGGUGAAAAUGGGAGUGAAAUGGAGGAGAAAGAGGAAGGUAGAGCGGUGAAUGGGGUGGUGGUAGUAGACGAGUGCUGGUGGUGGGCCGCCGCGAGCGCCGCCCAAUUGGGGUGGGGCAUUUCGACCUUCAGAAAGGGGUAUGCCGGCGACUCGCGCCUCAUGCCCUUCAAAGCCUUCGCUGUCGCUUCUCUCUUCGUUGGCGCCGCCGCAUCCGCCGCUGUAGCCUCCCUCCGAGCUUCUGGUCUCCGUUCUGUGGAAGACAUGAAGGCCUUAGGUACAAAUAUACGGACUGAACUUGGAUUACGUCCUAGGGCACGUGAUAAGUAGAUCGAUUCCAACCCAUCAAUUUGUUUGAAUGGGUUCGGCUUUCUCCUACGCCAUUGUAUUAAGAAGUUUUCUAGAGGAAUUACAGGAAACUAGUGUGCCACUGAGUUCUAUUAUACUUUUCUUUUUGAGGCAGAAUGUUACUCAUAUCCAUCUGAAGAGGUUUUAAGUCUCUAAUGUAUUUAUGUGAUGUUCCUAAUGCUUUACUUAAACUUAUCUAAA